CCGGGCACACUGUCAUCUGUCUGCAUAUUAAAGAUGGCAGGAAACAAGUCUUAUACUAUUGUAGAGUAUUUUGGCGGUGAUGACGGUUACCGCUGUGGUUACUGCAAAAAUGAAAAGGGAAACUUUUCUCAUGGGAUGUGGUCUCACACCAUGACAGUACAAGAUUACCAAGACCUCAUAGACCGAGGCUGGAGAAGAAGUGGGAAAUACGUCUAUAAGCCCAUAAUGAACAAGACAUGCUGUCCACAGUACACCAUCAGAUGUCAUGCACUGAAAUUCCAGCCUUCCAAAUCCCACAAGAAAAUCCUGAAGAAGAUUAGCAAAUUUAUUUCCAAAGAGGAGUUGCCUAAAGGUCAAGAAGAUGGGGAGCCAAUGGACUCAGUGUGUGAAGAAGCAGGUCCACGGGAACCAAGUCUAGUUUGCCACCCAGAAGUGAAGUGUACUGAUAUCGCAGACAUUCAGAAAGAAAUCGCAGAGUGUCCCACUAUCACAGAAGUUCAGAAGGAGGCAGCAGAUGCUGCACCUACAAGCUCAGAAACACCAAGAAAUGAUGUGGCAUCUCUCCCGGAUGGGAGAACAGCACCUGCAGCUCCUAAACCGGGUAUGGGAGUGGAUCCUAACCGGCCCCCGUGUCGGAAGGCCAAAGACUUGAGAAAGGAGCGACGUCUUCAGAAAGAGCAGAUGAGACAAAAUGCUGAUGGGGUCCCUUCCAUUGUCACUCCGACAUCACCCACUCCCACCCAGAUCAACCAACCCAAAACCUUGGAAGAUUUCAUAGAUGAGUCAUUGGCGGACAACGCUUCUCAUUGCCUUGAGGUGAGGCUAGUGCGCUCCAAUCCCCCUUGCCCGCAGUUCAAAGCCUCUUUCGACGCCUCCUACCAGGUGUACAAACUCUACCAGAUGGCCAUUCACAAGGACCCUCCUGACAAACCCUCCGAGAGCCAGGUGAGGCUAGUGCCAGUCAGCUUUGAGGACCCUCAAUUCACAGCGUCCUAUCAGCAGUCGGUGGCGCUGUACGCCUGCUACCAGAUGGCCAUUCAUGGUGAUGACGCCAGCGAAUGUAGUGAGAGCGAGUUCCGGAGAUUUCUCUGUGAUUCACCACUAGAGGCAGAGUCCUCUCCUGAUGGGCCUGAGAUGGGCUACGGCUCCUUCCACCAGCAGUACUGGGUGGACGGGCGCAUCGUGGCAGUGGGGGUGAUCGAUAUCCUGCCUACCUGUGUGUCUUCUGUCUACCUGUACUACCACCCAGAAUUUGCCUCACUGUCUCUGGGCUCCUACUCUGCUCUCAGGGAGAUCUCUUUCACCAGGCAGCUUCAGAAACAGUCCCCCAAACUGUGCUACUACUACCUGGGCUUUUACAUUCACUCCUGCCCCAAGAUGCGGUAUAAGGGGCAAUACCGGCCUUCAGACCUCCUGUGCCCAGAAACCUACAUCUGGGUACCAAUAGAGCGAUGCAUACCCCAGCUGGACAAUACCCGCUACGCUCGUUUAUGCCAGGAUCCCGAUGCAGGAGAUGCUCGGGUCCUGACGGAUGUGGGCAGAGCCAUGGUGCUAUAUAGGAGGACCGUCAUGCCCUACGUAGCCUACUCCCGCAAACGCAAGGGCUCCAGCGACGAGACGGAGGUGCAGCAGUACGCCGGCUUGGUUGGCCAGGAUUGUGCCGAAAGGAUCCUGCUUUACCGCGCCUAAACACACAGAAUCACACCACCUGCACCUUUUUAAUACACAUAAAUACACAAAUAUCUGUUACUGUUUUUUGUUAAUGUCUGUCUCCUCACUGUUUGUGAAAGUGCUUUCUGCUGCCUCUCCCUGUAGUCUCACCAUGCUUAGCUCCACACAGGCUCAACAAAGCAGUAGCUACUCACUAUCUACUGAAUUCACCUACUGGCCUCAUUCAUCAGUUAUAUCUUCACUUUUAUUUUACAAGUUAGAUUUUUAUUAAUCAGUGAAUCCUGCAGCAUCUGUUCUCAGUUUAGUUCAUGUGCACCCUUUUGCUUCAUUUCACACUCUGCAGGGACCAGUCCCAAUGUCAUUUUGAUAUCAUCCUCAAACUUGUGUGCUGAAGUAAUGAUGUUGUAAAAGAGUGUUUAGCGACACACAGAUGACGGCUUUCCUGUGAACUCACACAGGGUUGGAUUUAUGUCAGCGUUGCCACUUGAAGAGCAUGCUCUCCUUUGAAUGUCUUGCAAACUUUGUGGUUUUUCACUUGCUUACAUUAGAUCCCAACACAUCAAGCUUGUCUCAUGCUAAAUCACAAUGUAAUAAAGAUUUUUAUCAGUGGGUUAUUGUGGAGGAAAGAAUUCCCUGUUUAUUUACUUGUCUGAUGUUUUGUCUGUUAUAUUUAUAGCUUUAUUUGCUUUUCUUUUAAUAUGGACACUGUUAAUUUUUGUUAAACCAAAUAAAAAGGUUGUGUAUUCCCUAUUUGGACUUUGAAGCUUUCUUUUGCAUGCAAAUCAUAGAAUACAGCACUGGAUUGA
Molecule: messenger RNA, 2477 nt
Organism: Scomber scombrus (Atlantic mackerel)
Lineage: Eukaryota; Metazoa; Chordata; Actinopteri; Scombriformes; Scombridae
Product: arginyl-tRNA--protein transferase 1
Biological process (GO): protein arginylation
Cellular component (GO): cytoplasm
Molecular function (GO): arginyl-tRNA--protein transferase activity
Source: RefSeq, a predicted model, not a curated record